AUACCAUCAAUUCUUUCUGGGAAGGAUGUGCUUGUAAAAUCUCAAACUGGUUCUGGAAAGACCUUGGCGGCUCUGAUCCCUAUUUUAAGUUCUACUUUGCAGAAUAAUGCGCAGAGCUCAGACUCUACGAUAAUCAUUCUCAUAGUUGUUCCUACAACAGAACUCGUAGAACAGAUUCAGUGUGUGGUAUCUGGACUUUUAAAGGAUACGGCAAUAACUUGCAAGACAAUGCUUAGCGCGGAAUUUCCCGCAUCGAAUAUUGUCAUCACAAAGCCUGUACAUGCGGUUGAAAUUUGCGAUUCUCUUUCUAAACUGCAAUACUUGCUGGUUGACGAAGCAGAUCUCCUAUUCGAGUUUGGUUACAAGAAGGAGACAAUGAAGUUUGCGGAGGCUCUACGUGUGAAAUGUACACCAAAGAGAUUUCAAGCGGUCCUUUUAAGUGCAACUAUGGACAAGGAAGUCGAGGAACUUGCAAACAUGUUAUUGUACAAGCCAGAGUAUAUUGAAGUUGCAAGGGAUGUGGAUAUGGGAACUAUAAAGGAGUACUACAUAGAGGUACCAGAGGAUGAUCGACCUUUAAUGCUUUACACGCUUAUAAAAAUGGAAACUCUCCCAUCAAGUCGCAUUAUAUUUGUAAAUUCAAAUCAGAGGGGCUACUUUUUAUACUGUCUUUUACGAAAGCUUUACAUUGACUCCAAAGUUUUAAGCAAGCUUCUGUCCCCCAAAUUAAGAAUGUCUAUAAUUCAAUCAUUUAAUCAAGGAAUGAUCGAUACACUCAUAGUUGUUGAUACGGAGGAAACUCUUAGCAGGGGAAUUGACUUUAAGAGUGUGAAAUGCGUCAUAAAUUACGAUGAACCAGAGAGUUUGGAUUCGUACAUCCACAGAAUCGGUAGAGGAGGCAGAUUGACUGAUAGUGUGGCAAUAUUAAUGUGUAAAGAGGCCGUUAGUAGGACAUUGGACGAGGGAGCAGGGGAUUCAGAGAAUCCUACAUACGACUCUCCCAUGGAGGCCAUAUUUUCUGAAAGAUCGCUGGAGAAACUUGGCAUCGAAGCGUCAUCACUAGUACCCCUGAAAUAUAGAAUAGAAGAUGCAUCAAAGGUUGUGACUCCAAAAUUGAUUGAAAUCGCAAAAAUGCAAGCUGUAAGACAAAGUGCUUUGCAUGAAGAUGAAUUUAUCGCAAAAGUUACAAGCAGAGAUGCUCAAAUGUUAAAGGAAGUUUUAAAGACCGACAACGAACUCCUAAAGGCUGACAAGAAGCACCUAGACUAUAUCCCAAAAUAUAUUAUGGACGAGGGACUUAGGAAGGACGUGGAAGGAGUCAGAAGAAUUACCGGAGCGAAAAAGAAUGACUUUGUCAAAAAGCCAGAAAAGCCCUCUAAACCUAAAAAGACCAAAAAGAAGUUUACUAAAAAGAAGCUUCCGCACUUUAAACGCAAGAAAAAGUGA
Theileria equi strain WA is the source of this 1446-nucleotide messenger RNA. RefSeq names its product DEAD box ATP-dependent RNA helicase family member protein. The transcript has 3 exons. The record is from RefSeq and is a predicted model, not a curated record. Gene Ontology annotation, cellular component: nucleolus. NCBI's taxonomy places the organism in Eukaryota, Apicomplexa, Aconoidasida, Piroplasmida, Theileriidae. Gene Ontology annotation, molecular function: nucleic acid binding; ATP binding. Bases 229 to 1446 code for a protein of 405 amino acids.